Molecule: messenger RNA, 980 nt
Organism: Polyodon spathula (Mississippi paddlefish)
Lineage: Eukaryota; Metazoa; Chordata; Actinopteri; Acipenseriformes; Polyodontidae
Product: tyrosine-protein phosphatase non-receptor type 13-like
Exons: 5
Coding region: 372-980 (202 amino acids)
Biological process (GO): peptidyl-tyrosine dephosphorylation
Cellular component (GO): nucleus; cytoplasm
Molecular function (GO): protein tyrosine phosphatase activity; phosphatidylinositol 3-kinase regulatory subunit binding
Source: RefSeq, a predicted model, not a curated record
CUCCCAGCCGGGCCCAAGCCAGAGAAGAACAACGCUUCAUGUAACAAUGGUUACAAUCUAACAACCUCGAAGCACAUAGACAGUUGUAUCUAAUAAGAAUAAAAUAGCAGCACAAUUCGUAACCUUUCGGAUAAAGGUGGCUUCGGUAUAUAUUUAAUUCUUACAAGGACAAUUUUUGACUGUUUGUGGGAUACGGUUACGGGGGUGAGUUUCGAUCUUCUGAAAGAAACCUGUUGCUGAUUUCACAACACUGCUCGCCCCCUUUUUUAGAAGUGAUGCUGUGUCUCAUCGCUCUGCGCUGCCACGGUAGCAGACAGUGCAGCCGUUUUUAGUUUGAUUGUGGAUGAUAUAACACUCGAAAAUAAGGGAAGAUGCACGUGUCUCUGGCGGAGGCCUUGGAGGUGCGGGGAGGGCCCCUGCAGGAAGAUGAGAUCUGGGCCAUCCUGAGUCAGAGUGUAGAGAGCCUCCAGGAGCUCCUUCGCAAAGGUAACACAACUAGGACCUCUUGUGUUGAAGAUACCCGAUGCAAUGCCUCUGCAUGUGGACCAAUGUGGAUCUCACCUGACCUUGCUGCUCUGGGUUUCAUCAUCUCCCCCUGGUCUCUGCUGCUACUCCCGUCUGGUAAUGUCUCCUUUACUGACGAGAACAUUGCACACCAGGACAUCCGAGCUUUCACGGCACCCGAAAUUCUCCAGGGACAGUCCUUGUCUUCACUAUCUGAUAUAGAAAAGAUUCACAUUUACUCCCUUGGGAUGACUUUGUUCUGGGGAGCUGACUAUGAAGUACCUCAGAGCCAGCCAAUGAAGCUUGGGGAGCAUCUCAACAGCAUGUUGCUGAACAUGUGUGAGGAUCCUGUUUACACCAGAGUGUCUGUGCGGACGGUUCUGGAUGCUUGCAGUGCUCAUAUCAGGAACACCAAUUGUGAGCCCUCCGGAAACGAUACGACUCGUUAUACGGGUCCUUGGGCACCCGUCGCCUGA